AUGACCGAACGCAAAGUUCUAAAUAAAUACUUCCCUCCAGAUUAUGACCCUUCAAAAAUACCCCGUCUCAGACGAGGUGACAGACGUAAACAAUUUAAUAUUCGGACGAUGGCUCCAUUUAAUAUGAGAUGCAAUACAUGCAACGGAUAUAUAUACAAAGCCAAAAAAUUCAAUUCACGAAUGGAAACUGCAGAAAAUGUAGACUACUUAGGUCUAAGACAUUAUCGAUUUUACAUCCGAUGUCCCAUAUGCUGUGCUGAAAUUAUUUGGCGCACUGAUUUAGAAAGUGGCGAUUACGUUCUAGAAAGUGGAGCAAAAAGGAACUUCGAAGCCUUAAAAACAGCAGAAGAACUGGAAGCUAAACGUCAAGCUGAAGAGGAAGAAGAACUUGCCAACAAUCCAAUGAAAUUACUAGAAAAAAGAACUGACCAAAGCAAACAAGAAAUGGAAAUGGUAGAAGUGAUAGAAGAUUUAAAGCAGUUAAAUCAACGUCAAGCCACCAUGGAAGCAGACCAUGUUCUUUUAAGGCAAAUGUGGCGAGAAGAAGAAGCUAUCAAAGAGGCUGAAAAAGAAGCAGAUGAAGCACUAAUUAAGGAAUUACUUGCUUCAAAAUCUGAACAAGUCCAUUCGUUAACAUCGGAUUCAGGAGGUGGAAGUUGUUCUAAACCGAUCAAAAUACCAGCGAUGAAGGAUUUAAUGAAAGAUACUAAAAAGGAACCAGUUGAAACUGGGAAAUCUUAUCUUAAACGACAACUUCAAGGUGUUUUACUGGUGCAAAAAAAGUCAGUGUCAGAAACUAAAAUUCCAAAGCUUGAUGAUCAUUCUAAAGGGUCAACCAUGAAUAAUAAUAAUAAUAAUAAUAAUAAUAAUAAUAACAUAAAUAUUUCCAAUUCUUCAACAAAUAAUUCAUUAAAAAAUAAUAAUAAUAACAAAUCAGAAGAUAAUAAUAUCAAUCAACAGGUGUCACAUACUGAUGGUGUUGUUAAUAACAAUGAUGAUAGUAUUCAACCACAUCAACUCUUACCUGGGAUGGUUUAUUCAGAUCAUAGUGAUAGUGAUUGAGUGAGGAAAAAAAACAACUGUAAAUAAUUGAUGCAUCUCUUCUCAUCUUGUACAUUGUUUUAAAAAAGCUUUCCUAAAAUGAUAUACAUAUUUUUUA
This is a messenger RNA of Schistosoma turkestanicum, 1159 nucleotides long. NCBI's taxonomy places the organism in Eukaryota, Metazoa, Platyhelminthes, Trematoda, Strigeidida, Schistosomatidae. The record is from the annotation of a GenBank genome assembly.